AUGAAGCUGAGGCAAUUGAAAGCACAUUUGGUUAGAGCACAGGAGCGGAUGAAGAAGCAAGCCGAUAAACACCGAAUUGAGAGGAGGCUAUUGGGAAUUAUAAGGCUGAGAUUUAAUGAAGGGAGGGACGACGAAGACGCUGACGGAGGAGACGCCGCCGCAGAUCGCCGUCUUACUCAUUCCGAAGGUUCCGAUGGCGAGGGUGGCGUGGCCGAAUACGACGACGAAGAAGAAUUGGAAGAAGAGGAAGAGGAGGAGGAGGAGGAAGAAGAAGAGUUGGAAGAAGAGGAAGAGGAGGAAGAAAGAGGUGGAGCGGAAGGAGGUGUGAAUGGCACAGUGGUUAAGGAUUCUGAUGUUGAUGCGAAAGCCCCUUUGGAAGAAUCAGGGAACGGGGAUGAGGAGGAAGAAGAGAAGAAGGAGAAUGAACCCUUUGCGGUUCCCACUGCUGGAGCAUUUUAUAUGCACGAUGACCGCUUCAGGGACAAUGCCGGUGCACGCCAUAGGCGCAUGCGUGGUGGAAGGAGACUGUGGGAGUCCAAGGAUGACAGGAAAUGGGGGCAUGAUAAGUUUGAGGAAAUUACUUUGCAAGAAAGGCACUACAAAGAGGGAAGGAGACCUUCCAAGGGUAAUUUUCGAGGCCGAGGUGGUAAAACACGAGGUGUUGAUCGCAGUGGAGGAGGAUAUGUUCGAGGUAAUAACAGAAAAGUAUAUGAUAAUAGAGGCAGUCAGACUCAGGCACCAAAGAGUGUUGUGCGAGGGAGAGGACCCCGGAGGUACGAGCCUACUAAUAAAAGCAAUGAUUCAUCAUCCCUGGUGCAAAAUAAACAAUCUGGGAAGCAGCCUGAGAAAACAUCACAUGUUAGUUCAGGGAAAACUUUCGCUCCAGUCUCCAAUUCAGAUCCUGAACCAGUGGCUGCUAAGAAACAAGUGUUUGCAUCAAAUUUGAAUUAUGCAUCUCCCCCUUUUUACCCUUCAAGUUCUUCCAACAAAGAUAUAAAUGUGACACCAAAAGGGGAUGUCCAAACUGGUGGUAUAAGCAGUAAUGUUCGCCCUGGUGUUGUGGAUGAGGGUUUUUUGGUUCAACAAAACAAUGCACUUCUUCGUGGAAAGAAUGUUGUUGAUCAUGUCAGCAUGGAAAAGCUGUACAUUGAUGGGCCUGGUGCUCCGCCUGUUGGAAAGGGUUUUAACAAUUUACAUAUUCCACCAGCUGGAUCAUCUGGAGUUAAUGCCUCUCAGUCUACUCAUCCAAGAGGUCCUGGGAGGGGUGGAGCAGUACCAGUACAGAUGAAUUAUCAGCCUGCUACUUCUCUUAAUCAAGUAAGUAAAAUUGAUCCGACACAACUCCAGGCUAUUCAGAGAACUGCUCCAGUGCGAACUUCAAAUUCUAUGCAAGCACCUGCUCCACAGUUGGGUCAUCGACCUGGUAGUGGGUCUCAAGCUUCAUCUCCCCCCAAAACAUCCGCCACAAUUAGUUCACUGGAUUCUGGAGAAAUUGAUGCAGCUUCAGAUUCGGGUAAAGUGAAGGGUGCAUUGGUUGGGAAGGGAAGGGGAGCUUCCCAGGGUGGUGGAAGGGGAUCUUUUGUUUAUGGUGGAGCUAUGGGCACUGCUGGAAAUAUCAGUGGUGGUCAUGGAGAUCAGAACUUUCCAGCCUUCUUGCCAGUUAUGCAAUUUGGAGGGCAGCAUCCUGGUGGUAUUGGAGUUCCUGCUGUUGGCAUGGCAUUCCCUGGAUAUGUUGCUCAGCCACAACUUGGUUUGGGAAACUCUGAAAUGACAUGGCUACCAGUUUUGACUGGGGCAGCAGGAGCUUUAGGGGCAGCCGGUGCUUUAGGAGCUACUUACUGUCCACCCUAUCUCACUGUUGAUGGUGCUUAUCAUGCCCGACAAUCAGGACAGACAUCUGCAACAGCUACUUCAAGCAAGGAAAAUAAUGUGAAUAAAGCUAACAAUGAAUGGAAGCCACCACAGAAAUCUGAGCCUGUAAAUGAUGAGUUUGGACAGCGGCAAAAUAAGCCCCGCAGAUACUCAGAGAUGAAUUUUGGGCAAUGAAGUAUUAUAUAGAAUGCAGCUUGUUUGAAUAAGAAGAUAAGGCCUUCUUCCUCCUGGUCCUUUGUUCUCCGGCUUUUGUUCUGGAGUACUUUGGGCACAGCAAUAUGUUUCAAGAAUUUUUAGUUAUAUAACGCCUGUUCAUGCUGUUCUCCAUUUAAAGAAGUUAAUUGCAGCAUGACAGGUGGUAGUUGCUUGUGUAAUUGUGCGAUUUUUCUUGCGUUCUGCUUUCGUGAAGCUCGUGAGAAACAUAGGCAGGCUUUUCUACCAACUAUGAAUGUGAGAAAAGAACGAUGAUUGUUUUGCAGCAACUGAUUGCUCGUGGAGUUGAAAAUUUCUUGUGUAAAUGCUUUUCAUAUUCAUCUGCUAUGGACUUGUGGUAAAUUAUUACGAGACGUGAAUAGUGUAAUCCUUUUUGAAUUCAAAAUUCAAUUUUAAGUGUUUUCGAUUGAGUGGUUUUGUUCUUGAAUUUAUUGUUUCUUCUAUUGAGAAUUGAGACUUGAGACUUGAGACUUGAGACUCAUACUUCCGUGUUUAUCAAGGGAAUAUAGUAUUGUUACCAAGGACAGGUUUUGUAUUCGAUGAAAAUGAUGCUUGGUUUUAAUUGUUACUC
Cajanus cajan (pigeon pea) is the source of this 2656-nucleotide messenger RNA. NCBI's taxonomy places the organism in Eukaryota, Viridiplantae, Streptophyta, Magnoliopsida, Fabales, Fabaceae. The record is from RefSeq and is a predicted model, not a curated record.